AUGGUAUCGUUGGGCCUCGUUUUAUCAGCAAGUAAUCACUCCGCCAAUCUCGCAGAGACCAGCAACGAGGCGUUUUGCACAUCAUCUGACGAUAAGUCAGAAAUAGGACAAAGGGACCGACUGAAGGGAUUAAUGAUGAAUGAAGGGGGCAGCGGCGCCUGCACGCCGGGCGAGUACGCUAUCGGGGAGAUACGCGUAUACGUAAAACGAGGCCGACUCAGACGCGAAGUCGCCUGGAAAAGUAGGUGGGUCCGGGACCAAGCUCUCCACUAA
Guyanagaster necrorhizus is the source of this 273-nucleotide messenger RNA. RefSeq lists its product as uncharacterized. The transcript has 2 exons. Lineage: Eukaryota; Fungi; Basidiomycota; Agaricomycetes; Agaricales; Physalacriaceae. The record is from RefSeq and is a predicted model, not a curated record. Bases 1 to 273 code for a protein of 90 amino acids.